AUGGCCAACCCCAGCGCUGAGCAGGACGAGGCGCACAGCCCCGCCUCCGGUGACAGUGAUGUCGGAGAGGAGGUAACCAUACUCGUGGAUGAAGAGGCAACAGAGCGCGACUCAGCAUAUGGAGAUGAGAUAUCUGCCUAUACGGCGUCCCUUACGUCGUCGGUGAAUACGUUCAUGAUGCAAUACGGCCGUAUUUAUCACACGUUUCGGGAUCAGAAGAGCAACAUGUUGCCCAGCGACGAGCAGGAAUUCAAGAGGCUGGAUCUCCAUCACGCAUUGAUGCUUUGGCUUCUCGGGAGUCGCCUUCAUUUUGCUCCCAUCGGAUCACAACCCCAGAGAGUGCUUGAUCUCGCCGAUCAGUAUCCCACGGCAGAAGUCAUUGGAACCGACCUCACUCCUAUACAGCCGAAUUUCGUGCCCCCGAAUCUGAAAUUCAUCAUUGACGAUUUUGAGGAGGAAUGGGCAUACGAGCACGUACCAUUUGAUUAUGUUCAUGGGCGAUACCUGGCGUCUUCUGUUCGAGAUUGGCCGCGCCUGGUGCAACAAUCUUUUCAGAACCUGAAGCCCGGCGGGUGGGCUGAGUUCCAAGACUGGGACACGAAGAUGUAUUCAAAGGAUGAUUCGUUGCCUGAAGAAUCAGCCCUCUACAAAUUUCAUCACUACACCUGUGGCCGCCGGACUGCCGCAGGCUACGAUUCUCAGCCUGGUCCAAAGCUCGAGGGUUGGCUUCGAGAUGCCGGCUUCAUCAAUGUACAUGUGGUGAAACUACCUAUUCCGCUGGGCACGUGGCCUAAGGACACCACAUACAAGCAAGUUGGAAUCUGCAAUUACCUUCAGUUCCAAGCGGGCAUGGAAGGCAUUGCAAUUGGGUGCCUCGUGAGGACUGAGCCCGACCCAUGGUCGAUUGAAGAGGUGCAGGCGUUGCUCGCCGAGGCGAGGAGAGACAUGAGGAACCCGAAGAUUCACGGGCAGUAUGACUUGUAA
Molecule: messenger RNA, 984 nt
Organism: Fonsecaea erecta
Lineage: Eukaryota; Fungi; Ascomycota; Eurotiomycetes; Chaetothyriales; Herpotrichiellaceae
Exons: 7
Coding region: 1-984 (327 amino acids)
Molecular function (GO): methyltransferase activity
Source: RefSeq, a predicted model, not a curated record